Molecule: messenger RNA, 963 nt
Organism: Tuber melanosporum (Perigord truffle)
Lineage: Eukaryota; Fungi; Ascomycota; Pezizomycetes; Pezizales; Tuberaceae
Product: mitochondrial 54S ribosomal protein YmL9
Exons: 3
Coding region: 1-921 (306 amino acids)
Biological process (GO): translation
Cellular component (GO): ribosome; mitochondrial large ribosomal subunit
Molecular function (GO): structural constituent of ribosome
Source: RefSeq, a predicted model, not a curated record
AUGCCACCGAGGAUAUCUUUGACACCUUACUUGCGGCAGCUAUGGAGAAGCCCAUGCCCCCUCCGGCCGACCCAACCACUAGAGCCCGCGAACCGCUGCCGGCCAUUUACCACCACCGUCCCAAAUGCCUUCGGCAAUCGUCCAAAAAGAAUAUCCUCCUCGGGUUCCCCCGAACUUCUUGAAGGCUCCAAGGCAGCCGCUCUUGAGCGCAAGCGACUAGCCACUCGGACUGGAGUCCUAGCCGUUAAAAAGGGAAUGACAGCCAUCUACAAGCCAAGCGGUAGGCGAAUCGCCUGCACCGUCCUGCAACUCGAGCGAGUUCAAGUCACGGCAGUUAAAACUCGUCAGAAGCAUGGGUAUUGGGCGGUACAAGUCGGUUCCGGCUGGAGAAACUCUAAUAAUGUGACUAGGCCAAUGUUGGGCCAUUUCGCUACGGCCGGUGUCGCGCCCAAAGAACACCUACGAGAAUUCCGAGUUAAGGAUGAAACAGGAUUGAUGGAGCCGGGGACUGCUCUUUCUGCCGACUUCUUCGUUGAGGGUCAAUAUGUUGAUGUUAGAGCCAAUUGCAAAGGUCGUGGAUUCGCGGGAGGUAUGAAACGUCACGGCUUCAGUGGCCAACCUGCUUCUCAUGGUAACUCCUUGAGCCAUAGAGCCAUGGGUUCGGCUGGCCAAUCUCAAGGUGGUGGUUCCCGUGUCUUGCCUGGGAAGCGAAUGCCUGGAAGAAUGGGCGGCCAUCGAGUCACAAGACCGCAUGCUCAAAUCAUGGAGAUAAACAAGGAAUUGGGAACUAUCCUUCUCUUUGGUCCUGUCCCUGGUCCAAAAGGUUGUAUCGUCGCCAUCCAGGAUACUAUUCUCGGGCCUCCGCCAAUUAUUCCUGAGGCGACUGCAACCCCCAGCGAAUCUGCUAUAGCAGCAGCGUAACUACUAGGCUUAACUAUAUAUGAAGGAAACUCUCAAUAAAAA